Molecule: messenger RNA, 6235 nt
Organism: Lates calcarifer (barramundi perch)
Lineage: Eukaryota; Metazoa; Chordata; Actinopteri; Centropomidae
Gene: flvcr1
Product: FLVCR heme transporter 1
Exons: 10
Coding region: 488-2158 (556 amino acids)
Biological process (GO): heme export; transmembrane transport; erythrocyte differentiation
Cellular component (GO): membrane; mitochondrion
Molecular function (GO): heme transmembrane transporter activity; heme binding
Source: RefSeq, a predicted model, not a curated record
UUCACUGUACACGCUGUUGCAUCAUGGUUUACCAGCUUCCACAUGGUCACCGAUCACAUUCACAAUUUCACAUACACGCACUGGGCGUAGUGCAAGAUACUACAGGCUGUAGCUGCUUUACUAUUGGCUCAUCAGCAUCGGAAGGCCGCGUGUCAGCGUCGGAUGAACAAAAGAUAGAGGGACCGAGAGGAAAUCAGAGAGAGACGCAGCAGACCGGCAGACGGGCAGCAUGCAGGUCCAGAGGAGUCGGACAGAGGGAGAAACAGGUUUCCUGAUGAGCAGGACGUCGUUUUAGUCUUUAUCAAGUCUAAGUCUGGUUUCUCCGACAGUCACUCGUGUUCUUUAAAGCGUCACUGCGGUUUCCAGUAGUAACCGAAUGAGGAAACCACUCAGUUGUGCGCCUCUUCGCUUCCUGCCUCCUCUCUAGCAGCCAUCUACCGACUGAGCAGCGGCGACAAGAAGAAAAAAAAAACACCAAACCGGCAUCAUGGUGGCCGGUGAGCUCGUGCAGGAGCAUCUGCGCGCGGAUACCGGCGCACCUGACGACAUCACGGUCGGCAGGAAGAGUCCCGAGCUGGAGGGCGCAGCCGAGCGCUACGCGGAUCCGAAAUACGAAGCUGCGCCGACGGGCGGGGCGGGGGAGGCAGACACCGACCCCGCGCUGGAGCAGGAGCAGGAGAAGGAGGCGCCGCCGGAUGAAAGAGAGGCGAUGCUGCCCAACGGAGGAGGAGGGGAGGCGGAGGAGGAGGAAGGGAAGAAGCUGGAGACGAAACUGUACCGGCGCCGGUUCGCCGUGCUGACCGUUUUCAGCCUGUACUCUCUGGUGAACGCCUUCCAGUGGAUCCAGUACAGCAUCAUCACCAACGUGUUCACCCGGUACUACGGGGUGACCAACGACAAGGUGGACUGGCUCUCCAUCGUCUACAUGGUCGCCUACGUGCCUCUCAUCUUCCCGGCCACCUGGCUGCUGGACCGGAGAGGUCUGCGGCUCACGGCCCUGCUGGGCGCCGGCCUCAACUGCGUCGGCGCCUGGCUCAAGUGCGCCAGCGUGAACCCCGAGCUGUUCGGAGUCACCGUCACCGCGCAGGUCAUCUGCUCCGUGGCGCAGGUCUUCAUCCUCGGCCUGCCGUCCCGCAUCGCCUCCGUGUGGUUCGGACCCCGGGAGGUUUCCACCGCGUGCGCCACGGCCGUGCUCGGGAACCAGCUGGGAACAGCCAUAGGCUUCCUGUUGCCUCCAGUUUUAGUUCCCAACACGCCGGACGACAUUGAGCUGAUGGGCCACAACAUCAGCAUCAUGUUCUACGGUACCGCCGCUGUCUCCACGGGCCUCUUCAUCCUCACGGUCAUAGUCAUAAAGGACCGUCCCACCCUCCCUCCCAGUCAGGCCCAGGCUGUCCUACCAGACACUCCUCCUGAGGAUUACUCCUACAAACAGUCCAUCCUCAACCUGAUAAAGAACAAAGCCUUCGUCCUGCUCCUCAUCAGCUACGGUAUAAUGACCGGCUCCUUCUACUCUGUCUCAACACUUCUCAACCAGAUGAUCAUGGCCUGCUAUGAGAACCAGGAGUUGAACGCCGGGAGAAUUGGUUUGACCCUGGUUGUUGCUGGGAUGGUUGGAUCCAUCCUCUGCGGCCUGUGGCUGGACCACACCAAGACGUACAAGAUGACGACUCUGAUCGUGUACACCCUGUCGUUUCUGGGCAUGGUGGUCUUCACCUUCACUCUGGACCUCAACAACAUCUACCUGGUCUUCUUCACUGCUGGAGUCCUGGGGUUCUUCAUGACGGGUUACCUUCCUCUGGGCUUUGAGUUUGGAGUGGAGAUCACCUACCCAGAGUCCGAGGGGACAUCAUCAGGGCUUCUCAAUGCUUUCGCUCAGAUAUUCGGGAUCAUUUUCACUCUGAUUCAGGGCCAACUGACCACAAAUUACAGUCCACUGGCUGGAAACCUCUUCCUCUGCGCCUGGAUCUUCCUUGGAAUAGUGCUCACUGCCUUAAUCAAGUCAGAACUGAAAAGACACAAUGUCAACAUGGGUGCAGACAGCAGCCACCUACAAGCACUCCCUACUGAGUGUCCCGGGGACAACCCUUCAGAGAAGAAAGCCAACGGAGUCAAGCUGGAGCCCACGGUCAGCUUCUCCACUGAAACCUCACUGUGACCCUGCCAAGCCACUGAAUCACGGGACAAUAAGAAGGCCUCCCUGCUGCACCACAGUCUUUGUGAUGUACCUAAAGGUGUACUUGAUUUUUAUAGCCAGGUAUAAUGUCCUCAAUAUUUGGAAAGGUGAAAGCUCUGGAUUUGAGCCGAGUCUAAUCAAGCACAGCCACAGUCUACACUGGAUACAGACUGGGCAGGGCGACCAGCAAGGAUCAGAGGGAGCUGGUUAAAUCUCCACCCAACACUUCUCUGCAGAGGGAUCCAGGUCCCUCGAGCUCCCAGACAUUUGUGUAGAAGAAGCAUUACCUCCAGCUUUCCAGUUUCAUCCUGGAAAAGUUGUUUUGGAUUGGUUAAAAAAAGUAUGCAAGCAAUGGCAUGCAGAAGAAGCUCCACUGCACUUUAUUUGUAAAGUACUUUGUGAGGCGUGGUGCUUGUAGUUUGGUUACUGGAUGCAAAUCCGGCUUUGAAGGAAAACAGACUGGUAAAACAAGCAUCCAACUCACCAUCACGUUUCUUGUCAGAGUCUGCAGGUGUGCGGGCGCAGGAAAUAGAGAGCUGUUCUUCUUGGUUCUGUCCUGUGGCCUCUGCCCACCGCACAGGGCCAACAUUUCCUGAGUUUACUUGAAUUAUUCUUUGAAGCUCUGGACUGGACUGCAGCUGUAAACGUCAUAUUAUGUUAUUGUUUCAUUUACAUACAACAGUGGCUGUGUCGGUAAUCCUAGAGGAACUUUGAUUCACAUUUGUGCUGGAUUUGGAAAAAUGAACGUAAAUCAUGUUUAUUUUACGACAAGUCUGUCACAAGACAAGAAGCAGCUGCAAAUAAUUCUGCAUGGUUUGCUUUAGUCUGCACAAUCAUGGGUGGACUUUGUCAUGAAUGAUAUGACAGUACGUCCUUUAAGCUCUGGACAAAUACAAAGUCCAUGAAAGUAAAUGUGUCUCAUGCUGCUGACAUCAUUUAAAAUUCACCUGGAAAUCCACAGGUUUUUAUUUGCAGCUUCUUUUUCCACGCAGGUUUACAUAUGAAUGUUGAGAUACAUAAAUAUCUGGAGUUGAACUGUGCCUACCUGGUUCAGCUUAGUUCAGCCAGGAUGACAAGUCUUUAUGUUAAAGUCCAGUGGAUGAGGCUUUCAGAUUUCAGAGGUCCAAAGAGAGUGGAAGGUGAAGUUAUGUUAGGAUCCUGACAUAACUAACACCAAAAAUAAAAACACUAUGCUCAUUACUCAUUUAAUUCUAACAGUAAAUUAGAAGGAAUUCUCCGAACUUUUGGUUUAGCUGUCAUAGUUUUUUAAUCAAGUUCAGAUCACAGUAAGUCCUAGCAAGGCAUCAGUGACACCUUGAAGAAAAGUGACAAACUUGUUUUGAUGAUAUCUUCAUGUGGCUCCGACUAAAAGAGCUGAAGAAGACCAUGACAUUAGAGAAACAACUAUCUGCUGUAGUUAAUUAGAAUAUGUACUGUAUGUAAUAUGUGGAUGGCUUGUACAACAGAACUAAUGUGCUGCAGUGUUUUCCUACACAAGCCACUAUGGACCAAACAGAAUGUGAACAUUCUGAGUUCAGUGCACAAUAAGAAACGCACGCACAACUUCAAGUUUUCUACUCAAAUGCAUGACUUCAAAUGUGUUUUUAAUGUCGACUCCUGUCUGUCACUGUGCUGUGAAUCUGUAAGUCACUACUGCCAUACAGACAUGGAGGCAUGAUAGAAGCAUAGCGCCAUCUUGUGGGUAUUCCGCAGUAGUAACAAAGUGAGCAGAGAGGACAGGAGAAGCACAAACGUGUAAUAAAAGAAUAUGCUAGUUUAUUUUUUCAGAUUCACCUGCUUUCAUUUCCCAUUUAUAACUAAAAAAACUAUACUUUUCUUUUUUGUAAAACCUGUGUUUAGCUGACAUGUAGCCAACUUCCAUUUUUGUGUCAAACGUCCACACUGGAUUUGUUUUUCAGUUGUUUAUUAGAUCUUUUACCCUCUUUUAAAAUCAGUGCUUGAAAGUAACUAAAUACUUAACAUGAGUAUUUCUGUUUCCUGUUACUCUAUACUGUACUUCUACCAUUCAGACUUCGAAGAUUCAGAUUGAAAAUAUAAAUUAUGAUGCUUCAUCAUAAUCUUUGAAUUUCUCAUUCAUCUUUUUCUGAACUGGGUCAUUCUGCAUGAUGACUACUUUUAUGUUUGGUACUUAGAGUAUACAGUAAUUUGAUGCUAAUACUUUUGUACUUUUACCUAAGUACAUUCUUGAAUGCAGGGCUUUUACUUUACAACAGCGUUUUUAAUAUAAAGUACUUUAUUACUUUAUUGAUAUAAAGUGUGUACGUUUUUGUUAUCGCUACACAGCCAACGUAAGCAUUUACAGCUGUUUACCUCCCAGUCUUAAAGAAAUGUUGCACCAAGAGCUGCUUCUAUUUCUAUCUCUUCUUUUCUUUUACUGAAGUAAGCAGUCCUUUCCUGUAAUACUACUCUGAUAGUGAGUCACUGUAGUGUCCAGUCUUCCCUCAGUCCAACAUGAGAGGAUGACUGUUAAUGUUAAGUAAUGCUAAUGUUGGCUAUUGUCUGUAGCGAUAGCAAAAACUUACAUACAGCACCUUUAAGUUUCAGUUAACUAUAAAAUAUCAUCAGACUAAUUCAGCAGGUUUCUUCAAUUUCAAGAUCAUUCUGUGUUAUUUAAAGUCGAGACUAAAAAGCCACAUUUCAGAAUUAAUCAAAGAAGUUUUUUAUUAAUUAAUGGGAUUUGACAAAGAUGUUAUUUUACAAAAUUAUUACGCAGUUAUCACAUAUAUGUGUCACACUAAACCUGUAUGAGAAUAUUCAUCAGUUUUGACUGUAAAUCAGCAGAGGUGUCUUAUUUAUUUUGCCCUGACCACCCUUCAUGUUUCUCAGUAUACCUUGAACUUGGUUGCAUGUUUCUCUAAACAAAAUAUUUGUCUGAUUCUGUUUUUUUUUCUUUCAAACCCAUGAAAUACAUUUUAAGCAUAAAUCUGCGUUCUUCUGUUUUCCGGUUCUUAGUAGAUUAGGAUCUAACAUUUCUUUGUCUUUCUCUAAUUUUUAUAAGAGAAACCUUUAUACAGCACAAAAAUGUGUUUAUUUGUCGAGUUAGGUUAUUUAUUAAUCUGUGAGUAAGAUAUAGCAAAUGGCACUGAGUAAAAUGAUGAAAGAGUUAAUACCAUAUGGUUCUCUGGUCUUCAGCAUCUCAAUAUAACCAAAAAGAUUUUUACAAGUGAAAUCAAUGAAGGAUAUUUUCCAUUGUGUUACUGUGAAACCUGCUGAGACAAUUCAUGUAUUAAACUCUCUAAAUUCGCUGCAGUGCUCGGUCAUCUCCUGGCUCUACUGUAUCCAUGAAACAGAUCAUUUGUGUUGAGAGGCUGGUUUACAUUGCCAUAUAAAUCACUGUCUGGAUGUAAGUAUGCUUUGUGAACAAAGGACAGCCUGAAGUUCACAGUGUAUCUGACCCAUAACUUGAUGGCAGAGGACAAACUGAUGAGCAAAGAGAGAACCUCAGUGUACAUUUUCCAGACAGCAGUUACUGUGGUACUUUCCUUGACACUCUAAUUGUUUCUCAAAUCCCACCAAUAGACCAAAACCAGUAAUGUGUUAGUCUCUUUCCCUGUACUUUACAACGCACCUACUCCAUUAUUGGUCGUAAGUCAAAAAGUGACCUUGACCUUUGACCCUUAUCAAAUGACAACUGCUGUUGUCAUCUCAGAGGUAUAAUUAGUUGUUGGUUUGGGUUUUUUCAUGGGAUUUUUCGACAGUAAGAAAAGUAUAGAAUGUUGUCUGACUUAUCUUUUUUAUUUGGAUGUAUACUGAACCAGACUUGCAGUGUAGAUACUUAAAUGUGUGCAUACUAUUGCACUGUCUAAAUGUGUCCCACUAUUUAAAAAUGUUUAUGUUUAGUUUUAUUUAUCUGUAAAGCUGUUGGACCUUCAGUUAUUGUAAAAUCAAUUAAAACACUGCAGGAUGUCGGAGAAACUCAUAUGCUGUCAUAAAUACUGGAAACACAUUAUAUGCAGAUGACAUUACUGUGUAUGUUUCUGUUAAAAUCAAGAAACACAGAGCAAGAUCCCAACAAUAAAAGCAUUUUCCUCUAUUAUC